GACAAAGAAAAGGAUGGACGGAGAGUGUUGAGAAAUCACAUUAAGGGAGGAAGAGGAAGAGGAAGAGAAGGAGCAAUGCAGCCCAGUCUCUGUUUAGACCAACCCUUCGAGAACGAUGACGAGGGGCAUGAGAACAUCAAUGAGGACGACGGUUUUGAUUUGGAGUGCAGCUAUGCCGCUUUACAGAGAGCAAAGCAGCAACUAUUGUACAAACUUCGUAGUUUUGAGAAACUUGCAGAACUGGAUCCAAUUGAACUUGAGAAAAGAAUGUUAGAAGAAGAGGAGGAGGAAGCCGAUGAGACACCAGAAGAAAAGGACUAUAACAGGUUAGUCUUAGAAGUCAUCUGCCAAUCUAGCACCAUGAAAGACGAGGAAUCCGGAAGACCACAAGAGACUGAUUUCAGAUCUCAUUGUGGAGGAAGAGAGAGAACUUAA
This is a messenger RNA of Neltuma alba, 435 nucleotides long. RefSeq lists its product as uncharacterized. The transcript is spliced from 2 exons. The record is from RefSeq and is a predicted model, not a curated record. The annotation marks the transcript as partial. NCBI's taxonomy places the organism in Eukaryota, Viridiplantae, Streptophyta, Magnoliopsida, Fabales, Fabaceae.